CAGGCUGCUGCCAAUAUGGGUCACUGGCCCCGCUCGCUGUGGGCCGCCCUCCUGCUGCUCCUCGUCGGCGUGUACUCGGUGCUCUGCGACACACCUGCCAACUGCACCUACCCUGACCUGCUGGGCACCUGGGUCUUCGAAGUGGGCCCGGCCAGUUCCAAUCGGGAGGUCAACUGCUCGGUUAUGGGACCGCCAGAAAAAAAAGUCGUGGUCCACCUUCAGAAAUUGGAUACAGCUUAUGAUGACCUUGGCAAUCCCGGCCAUUUCACCAUCAUUUACAAUCAAGGCUUUGAAAUUGUGUUGAAUGACUACAAAUGGUUUGCCUUUUUUAAGUACAAACAAGAGGGCAGCAAGGUAACCAGUUACUGCCACGAGACGAUGCCAGGGUGGGUGCAUGAUGUGCUGGGCCAGAAUUGGGCAUGUUUCACUGGCAAGAAGGUGGGAUCUACCUCUGAGUAUGUGAGUGUACACAUGGCACACCUUAAGAAUCUUCAGGAAAUGUAUUCUGAUAGGCUUUACAAAUAUGACCACAACUUUGUGAAAGCCAUCAAUGCCAUUCAGAAGUCCUGGACUGCAACCACAUACAUGGAGUAUGAAACUCUUAACCUGAGAGACAUGAUUAGGAGAGGUGGUGGCCACAGCCAGAGAAUCUCAAGGCCCAAACCGGCACCACUGACCAGUGAAAUACGACGAAAGAUUUUACAUUUGCCCAAAUCUUGGGACUGGCGAAAUGUUCACGAUAUGAACUUUGUUAGCCCUGUUCGAAACCAAGCAUCUUGUGGGAGCUGCUAUUCAUUUGCUUCUGUGGGUAUGCUGGAAGCAAGAAUUCGAAUACUAACCAACAAUUCUCAGACCCCAAUCUUGAGUCCUCAGGAGGUCGUGUCUUGCAGCCAGUAUGCUCAAGGCUGUGAAGGUGGCUUCCCAUAUCUCAUCGCAGGAAAGUAUGCUCAAGAUUUUGGGCUAGUGGAAGAGGCCUGCUUCCCCUACAAAGCUGAUGAUUCUCCAUGCAGAGUGAAGGAGGACUGCCUCCGUUACUACACCUCUGACUACCACUAUGUGGGAGGUUUCUAUGGGGGCUGCAAUGAAGCUCUGAUGAAGCUUGAGCUGGUCAAUCAUGGGCCCAUGGCAGUUUCUUUUGAAGUCUAUAGUGACUUCCUCCACUAUUACAAGGGGAUCUACCACCACACUGGUCUCAGAGAUCCUUUCAGCCCUUUUGAGCUGACUAAUCAUGCAGUUCUGCUUGUUGGCUAUGGCACUGACUCAGCCUCUGGACUGGAUUACUGGAUUGUUAAAAAUAGUUGGGGCACCAGCUGGGGUGAGGAUGGCUACUUCAGGAUCCGUAGAGGAACAGAUGAGUGUGGAAUUGAGAGCAUAGCAAUGGCAGCGACACCAAUUCCUAGAUUGUAGAGUGUAUCUCUCAGUAUUUCAUAGCAAUAUCAAGCAUCAGUCAUAAAGGGGCUUGAUUUACUAAUAGACCUGAGACUUUGAUGGCAGUAUUUUCAGAAGAUUACAAAUAGAUUUCUAUGAUGCUUUUGCCUU
Orycteropus afer afer is the source of this 1539-nucleotide messenger RNA. It is a transcript of the gene CTSC, whose product is annotated as cathepsin C. Gene Ontology annotation, cellular component: lysosome. The record is from RefSeq and is a predicted model, not a curated record. NCBI's taxonomy places the organism in Eukaryota, Metazoa, Chordata, Mammalia, Tubulidentata, Orycteropodidae. Gene Ontology annotation, molecular function: cysteine-type endopeptidase activity.